This is a messenger RNA of Tuber aestivum (summer truffle), 2668 nucleotides long. The record is from the annotation of a GenBank genome assembly. Lineage: Eukaryota; Fungi; Ascomycota; Pezizomycetes; Pezizales; Tuberaceae.
UCUCUCACCCACAACCUAGCUACUGGUGGUAAAAAUUCUUUUUUUUUAAAGUCCCUGUUCCGAGCAUCAUCCUUUCUUUUUCCUUCCGUUUUCCUUUUUCCCAUUCCUCCACAUAACCCUUUUAAACCCCUCUGGAAUCGGCCUCCGGUGAAUAGAAAGUUGUCCCUGUAUUCCUGGAGCCAUCGCAAUAUUCCUAUAUCAUCCCUCAGAUUCCAGUUCCGAUUCUCAGUUCACUUGCUUGUUCGAAGAUCUUGAACUUCUUUGCUUUCUUCACUAGUUACCUCAUCAUACUCGGCACUACGCCCCUCCUACCUUAGCUUAGCUCUCUCUCACAGUUACCUUGACUAUAUACCACCAUGCCUAGAGAAAGAAGAAAGUGGACCGAGAGUGAAGAUGCUAUACUUCGUGACGCAGUAUUGAAAGGUAAGAAUCCUGUUGUUUUUGCUUGGGGGCUUUGGUGGUGUUUUGCAAAUAAUUAACAUAGCGAUCGAUAGGCGGGGAAGGAGCUUGUGACUGGCAUCUCAUUGCUUCCUGUAUUCCUGGCCGAACAAACAAAGAUUGCAGGAAGAGGUGGCACUAUAAAGUAGCUGCGACAGUAAAUAAAGGACCCUGGGAAGUUGCAGAGGACGAGAGGUUAUGGGCUGCUGUCCAGGAGCAUGGAAGCCGGUAUUUAUCUAUCCUGUCUUCGCGUGUUUUUGUAAUUUCACAAAAAAACUAAAGUAUCAUGGAAACUGACGAUAUGCAGUUGGGCAUUAGUAGCACAGGUAAUUAACAAAAGCCUUUCUAUCACUUUCAAGUCAACUUUGGCUAGGUAGAGCCCGUCAUGAUCCGAACUAACAUGUGUCGUCGCAACAUAACAGGUUGUCAAAACCAGAAAUGGCGACCGUGAGUUUAUCCAUUCAUCCUCAUUUCCGCUCUCCUAACUCUUCCCCGUGUUUAUUCCUUCCCAUAUCUCACCAUCAAGGGUUCCAAAUUUUUGUCCGUUGUCUAAUUCGCUUGAGCCGGCAGAAUGUUCCAAACGUUGGUACGAUGCAUUGGACCCAAGUAUCGAUCAUAGCCCGUGGACCCCGGAAGAGGUAUGUCCAUUCGGCCCACAUGCGGACCCCACCAAGGGUGUGGGAAAUUUACGCCCAAAUCCUCUAACAUAUGUUCUCGGUAACUAGGAUGUUCGGCUAUUGGAAGCUAUCGAGAAGCAUGGGAGAAACUGGAAGGCAAUAGUUAAAGCUUACUUUCCUCGCCGGACGAGUCUGUCGGCCAAAAACAGGUACUAUCUCCGAAAUCCCCGAUCAGUGUCCUAAACUUCUUUUAUUGUUUUCUUUUUCCUUUCGCCUCAUUACGCAAAUGGGUUCCGUUGGAGAGAUAAGAUACUUAUGCGUAAAAAAAAUUAUGUUGGAUUGGAUAUGCACACAUUCGUUCAUACAUAUGCACAUGCGUUCAUGCAUACUACACGUGUAGGGCUAGGGGCUAAUAGUUUUCAUUCUCGAUGUUGGGAAAAAUAUAGGUACUCGCUGCUAAUCAGGAAGAUGGAACCCAAGAACAAGCAGUCCCAAUCCGGAGGAUCCAAAAAGGCAAACCAAAAAUCUUCGCAAAAAUCCCAAUCCCAAGCGGACACGCUGGAAGCUAGCAAGAUACCCGCUCCCCAGUUUCGCCAGGAUCCAGCAAAUAUGGGGAUGAAGCGGGAGGAGGAGCACUCGCGAUCGCAUGCAUACAGAAACUCUUUAUCUGGGGGGACAGGUGGCUCACUAAACGUUCUAUUCGAGCCUGGUUGUCAACCCAGGAAUCCCGAUAAGGGUGGAAGCAGCGGCAACACUAAUCCUAGCAACGCAAAGCAGGAGCAGCAGCCGGUUGCGUUUGAAAGUCCGUUGUUGAGUCAGAAGGGUACACCCAGCAUCUCGAGUUAUACACCCCCAUCUUCCGACUGCCCAGCUCUUUCACCGGCCGACUGGUCGGGCCUGGUCACGAGUGGUAACGCCGGGUCAGAGGCUAGCUUCCCGGUUACCACACCGUCCGGGCAAAGCGAGGAUAUGUCCUUGUUCUUCAAUGACUUACAUCUCACAACUUCACUUAGUCAAGGGGAUCUCAUACAGUUUGCUGCUAAGCAUCCUGAAAGAAUGGUUGCGAGGCCGGUAUCCAUAGACCAGGGAACCAUGGGGAGCAGCGGGUGUAUGGACUCCCGCAGGAAUAGAACCCCCCGUCCGUCAAAUGCGGGUCAGGAUAUGAGCGAUAAUACGGGCUCCCGUGUGAUUACUGUCAUGAUCAACAGCGAGGUCCCGGAAACCGUUAAUAGUAUUGUCAAUCAUAUUGGACGGGAGGAGGGCGUAAGCAUUGCGAUUCAUCUCGGUUGAUCUCUCGGGCACUUGAUACUUUGACAUCCGGGCGCAUGGGCGUUGGACGGCGUUUUAUUCUUGGGUUUUACCUUCUUUUUUUCUUUUUAUUUCCGUUUGUAUCUGUCGGUUCCUCGUUCAAGUAUUAUCUCAUUGCGACUAGCAUCGCCCCCUUUUCUCAUUUGUUUAGAUUGAUGAAGAUCAGGGUUUGUGUCUGGAGGGUCUUUGUCUUGAUAUAACCUUUGUUUUUGUUUUUGAACUGCCUGUACAGUAAAUUUAGCUAAGUUCAGUCUGGCAAUGCACCCCACAACCUAGCCCCCCCACGCGUGGCGGGUUGCCGGUGG